Dreissena polymorpha is the source of this 1734-nucleotide messenger RNA. RefSeq lists its product as uncharacterized. The record is from RefSeq and is a predicted model, not a curated record. The transcript has 6 exons. Lineage: Eukaryota; Metazoa; Mollusca; Bivalvia; Myida; Dreissenidae. The coding region runs from base 451 to 1296 and encodes 281 amino acids.
CUAAACACACACUCAAGUUACAAGAUGUCCAGAUGGUAAAAACAUUUCUUGAAAAUUAUAGUAGCCAAAAUGGAAUGCCACUACCUGGACGAACACCACAGGCCAAUGAAAAGUGUAUCCUCCUUCCAUCAGACAAAAACAAAAGUGAUAUAUAUGAAUUGUAUUGUGGUGCACUUGACCGAACUGGCCAGAAACAAGUGGGGCCUUCCACUUUUAGGAAAAUAUGGUUAGAACAGUGUCCAUAUUUGUUGGUGAUGAAGCCUGCCACUGAUCUGUGUUUAAAAUGUCAAAAACAUGUAGAAAACAUUACAAAGUCUGGUAACAUCACAGAAGAAGAGAAACAAAUUAAAUUAGAAAAUUAUCAAAAACAUUUAGAGAAAGUAAAAUGCCAGAGAGAUCAUUACAGGGAGCAAUGUGAGAGGACAAAGCUUGAGUUUGAUCAAUUUUCAGAUGCAAAUAAAAAAAGAGGACAAAGAUCAAAAGCCACAGAUGCCACGGUCCACUACAGCUUCGACUACAGCCAACAGGUGUUCUAUCCUCAACAGGCACAGGCAGUGGGUCCGAUGUACUUUAAAACUCCUCGAAAAUGUCAAUGCUUUGGGGUGUGCUGUGAGUCUUCAGUCCGUUGGAAAAGGGGCCAAUAGUGUGACCUCAAUGCUGCACCACCACUUUAGCCAUCUUGGUUAUGGAGAGAGGAAUGUGGUCCUUCAUAUGGACAACUGUUCGGGGCAAAACAAGAAUAACGCGGUCAUAGGGUACGGCAUGUGGCUGGUUCUUACAGGCCUGCACGACUCUAUUGAGUUCAGCACCAUGGAGGCCGGUCAUACCAAAUUUAGCCCAGACUGGCACUUUGGAUUGUGGAAGGUGCGUUGGAGGAACACCACUGUCAACACCUUGGAAGAUGUUGUGGAGACAGUCAGGCUAUCAUCCCGCAAUGGGCACAACAUUCCCCACCUUGUACAAGAUCCGGAGAAUCCUGUCCAGUUUUACAACUGGACAGAAUUCUUGAAACCAGUAUUCAAGCCAAUACCAAAUCUGCUGUCAUACCACCACUUCAGAAUGACCUCUGACAAGCCAGGCAUAGUGUAUGUGAGGCGAUAUGCUUCGGAUGCUGAGGAGGCUGUGAAGAUCCUGAAGAAAGAUUCUUUCGUUCUGAAUGGAAUGCCCCCCCAACUGGAGCCACUUGGCUUGUCUGCAGAACGCCAGUGGUACCUUCAUGACGAAAUCGCGCCACUCUAUAACUCAUUAUGUGCCAGUACCUGUCCACGGCCAGAUGUACCGAAGCCGACGAAAUAACAAUGAUUUUAAAAUAGUUCCCCUGUUUUAGAUUGUUCAUGUUGUUUAUGUAUAUAAUGUAUGGUAACCAUGGAAACCUGACCAUACCUCAUUGUCAACUUCAACAGCAUUAGUAUGUUUUUGUAAAACUCUUACAAUGACUCAAUACCAGGUGAAAUGAAAUAUAAUGCAGUGUGACAAGUAAUAUAAUUGAAUUUAAAAUUUAAUAGUUGUGUAUAUAAACUGAAAACAUUAAUUUAAUGUAAAUAUUUAUGUUAAGUCUCUUAGCCUUGGCUCUAUUUUUCAUGCAGUAUGUAAUAUAGUAUAAAUGUAACAGUAAGAAAUUGUUGAUUGCAUUUGAUAACUAAAGAGUGUAGUAUUAUUGCUAUGUUUAAUGUAGAAGAUGGUAAUUAUAACUGAUAUUCAUAUUGUAUACUGUUGCCAUAGUUACAACAAAAU